GCUUAUAUUGUAAUUACUAUUGAAGUAAAAUUUAUUGAUGUUGCUCGCAUAACCAAAUAAUGAGUCACUGCAUUGAUUUCAAACAAGCAAAAUGAAUGAAAUGAAUGAUUAUAUUUCUGAAUACUUCAAAUUUAUUCGCCCUUCUUUCCUCUGUUUCCAAUCGACAAUGCGAAUGAGAAUGAGGAGAUUUUCCAACAACCUUUCUUCAAUCCCUCCGAACAACCUCCGCCCUUUCUCCCAACUCUCCACCAAUUUUCCCGACAAAAUCAUUUCAACCCCAAAUUUUCCCGAGAAAAUUAUUUCAACCUCAAAUUCUCAAAAUCAAAUUUUGGACACCCUCUUAACCCACAAAUCCAACCCCAAAUCAGCUCUCAAGUUCUUCAAAGGAGUUGAACGGAAACGAGGGUUUGUUAAAACCGUUGAUGUUUUCUCUUUGUUACUUCAGAUUCUAUCUUCCACCCCACAAACUCACAGUUCCCUUCGAAAUUUGCUCAACAACUAUGUUUUUGGUGAUUCUAGUCCUUCUCCCAAGGUGCUUGUGGAACACUUGUUGGAGUGUUCAGGAAGGUAUGGUUUCGAAUCUGAUUCGCGGGUUUUCAAUUAUUUAUUGAAUAGUUAUGUUAGAGCUAAUAAGAUUGUAGAUGCUGUUGAGUGUUUUAGAACUUUGUUAGAGCAUGAUGUGAUUCCUUGGGUUCCAAUUAUGAAUAUACUUUUGACUGCAAUGGUUAGGAGGAACAUGAUUUGUAAUGCACGCCAACUGUAUGAUGAAAUGGUUGAGAGAGGAAUGUAUGGGGAUUGUUUUACUUUACAUGUUGUUAUGCGUGCUUGUUUGAAAGAAGGGAAAUUUGAGGAGGCUGAGAAGUUUUUCAAGGAGGCAAAAGGUAGAGGGUUGAAACUCGAUGCGGCUUCAUACAGCAUUGUUGUUCAGGCGGUUUGUAAGAGGAUGGACUUGAAUUUGGCGUGUAAGUUGUUGAAGGAGAUGAGGGAAUUGGGGUGGGUGCCUUCUGAGGGUACUUAUACUUCUGUUAUUGUUGCUUGUGUGAAGCGGGGAAAUUUUGUGGAGGCAUUGAGGCUUAGGGAUGAGAUGGUGAGCAGCGGUGUUCCUGCGAAUGUAAUUGUUGCAACAAGCUUGAUGAAAGGGCAUUGUAUGCAAGGAGAUGUGAAUGUUGCGUUGCAGUUGUUUGACGAGAUUGUUGCGUCUGGUGUUGCUCCAGAUGUGGGUAUGUUCUCUCUUUUGAUAGAUGGGUGCUCUAAGAUUGGGGAUAUGGAGAAGGCUUAUGAUCUUUACACCCAAAUGAAGCUCAUGGGCAUCCAGCCCACUGUCUUGAUUGUAAAUUUUCUGGUGAAAGGAUUUUGGAAACAGAAUUUGCUAGAAAAUGCGUAUGGAUUGCUUGAUGAGGCAGUUGAGCGGGGUAUUGCUAAUGUUGUUACAUAUAACAUUAUUUUAAUGUGGCUCUGUGAACUGGGAAAGGUUAAGGAGGCUUGUAAUUUAUGGGACAAGAUGAUGAGUCAUGGUAUUACACCUUCACUAGUUUCUUACAACAACUUAAUACUUGGUCACUGCAAAAAGGGUUGCAUGGAUGAUGCCUAUAGUGCACUGAAUGAUAUUCUUGAAAGGGGUUUGAAACCGAACGCUGUUACAUACACUCUUUUAAUAGAUGGAUUUUUUAAAAAGGGCGAUUCCGAGAGAGCCUUUGUUAUGUUUGAGCAAAUGUUGGCUGCAAGUAUUGCGCCUACUGACCACACAUUUAACACUGUUAUAAACGGCUUGGGUAAAACUGGCCGGGUGUUUGAGGCACAGGAUAAGUUGAAAGAUUUUAUCAAGCAGGGUUUUAUUCCCACUUCCAUUACUUAUAAUAGCAUCAUAAAUGGAUUUGUCAAGGAAGGUGCAAUUGAUUCUGCACUGUUUGCCUACCAGGAGAUGCGCGAAAGGGGAAUUUUUCCUAAUGUUAUCACUUAUACUAGUUUGAUAAAUGGAUUCUGCAAAUGUAAUAAGAUUGAUCUUGCUUUGGAAAUGCAUAAUGACAUGAAAAACAAGCGCAUGGAAUUGGAUGUUACCACCUAUAGUGCUCUCAUUGAUGGUUUCUGCAAAAUGCAAGACAUGGAAAGUGCAAGCAAAUUCUUCUCUGAACUUUUGGCCAUUGGUUUGGCUCCAAACGCGGUUGUUUAUAACAGCAUGAUUAGUGGCUUCCGACAUUUGAAUAAUAUGGAAGCAGCACUUAACUUGCACCAGAAAAUGAUAGAGAAUAAGGUUCCAUGUGAUUUGAAGACAUACACCUCAUUGAUUGGUGGUCUUUUGAGAGACGGUAAAUUGAGUUUUGCUUUAGAUCUUUACUCAGAGAUGAUUUCCAAGGGUAUUGUGCCUGAUAUCUUCAUGUAUACAGUUCUCAUAAACGGACUCUGUAACCAUGGACAACUAGAAAAUGCAGGCAAGAUUCUAAAGGAAAUGAAUGGAAAUAAUAUAAUUCCUUCGGUUCUCGUUUAUAAUACUUUAAUUGCUGGACACUUUAAAGAGGGUAAUCUGCAAGAGGCUUAUAGACUGCAUGAUGAGAUGCUUGAUAAAGGUCUUGUUCCUGAUGAUAUUACAUAUGAUAUUCUUGUAAAUGGAAAGCUCAAGGUAUCACAUACUCUUGCUGGAGCUUAAUUCACUCAACUAAGAUUGAUGGCAUACAAUCUACUUAUGGAUUCUAUUGCAAAAUGAGUCUUGCAGAAAGUUAUUGAACGGCUUGAAAUUGGUCCAAUCAAUAUUCCAUUGUUUAUCUUAUGGAUCUAGAAAUGUAGACCAUAACUCUGUUCAUGACAUCUUCCAUAGGAAUUGUAGUUCUUUCAUUUUAUUUAUGGGAAUCCUUUUGUAAACGUCAGGAGCCAGAUAAUGUGAGUUCUAAUAAUAGGAAAAGUGAGUUCUUUCUUUGCCAAGAGCAUAAUAACGUCAAGAGCCAGAUAAUGUUCAGAUAAUUAAAUUUUUUGGUAAUAGGAAUUCGACUAACUGCAGUGUGGCAUUGAUUAUCAGUGAGGCUAUUAGCAAUGGGAAGACACACACAAUUCAGGUGUGAUCUUAACAACCAUCUAGUUUCCUUUAUAUAUGGAUUACUUUUUUACUUCCAUUUAUUUGAUGUUCUUGUUUUAGAAGUACCGAUUUAAUGCUAAACUUACCCUUUUUUACUUGACAAGGAGGGAUAAAUGUUAAGUUGUUUCCUUUUCACUAAAUAAUUACUCAGGCUACUAAUUCAAGACUCAUUUUAGAUUAGAAUUGUGUUUAUGUCCUAUAAUAUUAUAUCAAUUCAGUUUUAACA
This is a messenger RNA of Cicer arietinum (chickpea), 3293 nucleotides long. RefSeq lists its product as uncharacterized. Gene Ontology annotation, molecular function: protein binding. NCBI's taxonomy places the organism in Eukaryota, Viridiplantae, Streptophyta, Magnoliopsida, Fabales, Fabaceae. The record is from RefSeq and is a predicted model, not a curated record.